Molecule: messenger RNA, 1710 nt
Organism: Phaedon cochleariae (mustard beetle)
Lineage: Eukaryota; Metazoa; Arthropoda; Insecta; Coleoptera; Chrysomelidae
Source: the annotation of a GenBank genome assembly
AUGAUCAUGGACACUUUGGACUCGCUGCCCAAUCAGCACCUGCACCACCACCACCACCACCACACCUCCGCUUAUCUGCUGACGGAGAGCGCUGCCGCAGCUGCGGCUGCACACCACUUCAACGUGCUCAGCUUCGACACUUGCCUUUACAAAACCAGCGCCGGGAGCAUUGGUGGCGGCAGCCCAGUGCCCGCUUCCAUUUGCUCACCCGCUGAGGAUCAUUCCCCUUGCGAAGCACAACCAGGGGAUUUGAAUACCCCGGUUACUACAUCUGGUGACGCUCCGAGCUUCUUCGGUCCCAGCACUGUCCUUGAACCUCCCCCGAUAACAGGUUCCUUGGACCCAGAAGAACUCUCCAUCGAACAAUCCACACACCACACCAGUUCCCAUCACUCGCCUACCAACAGUCAAAUAACGGAACGAGCCACACCUCUAGAAUCCGCCCUGUCUCCCAGCCUACGAGAAGAGGAGAACACCAACCACAGCACGCUCAGCAUGUACCCCCACUCCAGCAACAACCUAGCCAAGCUCCAGCACAGAAGCGUGUACACGUCAGCAGCCAGUCCCACCCUAUCGGGCAACCUCCCGAUGUCUAGCUCCAGCCCUCUGGGCAUGAGCCAGACCCUGGGACACUCACCUUCGGCCGUCAACCAGUGGCUGCUAUCCAGCGGCGACAAGCCUAUGUACCCCUCCAUGUUCGGGCUGCUGCAAGGCUCCUCUCAGAGCCCCCAGCAACAGUACCCGCCGCCAACCCCUAGUCCAGCUGGUACCCACUACGAUGACCGAUCCCAAACAGAUCAAUUGAUGCUCAGCAUGGAAUGCUCCAGUGGCAUGGCGAUGAAACAGCCCCCGACUUACCCCAGCUGCUCCAGCAGUGGCCUGCAACUAGACAUGCAGCAGGACCUGGUGUACUCGCGGAUAAGCCAGCCUAUGGUCAACCCUGCCAAGUACCAGUGGGAGAGCCAGGAGUACGAUUCGCAGCAGAGCAGUGCGUUGGUGGUGCCAGGACCUUCGAGUCUGGUACCGAAGCAGGAACCUUUCAGUGCCGCGUGUAGUGGGGAUUUAGGACAGACCUCAGGGGGGGCGUACAACGUGCAGCUGGCCGAGUACAACCCCUCCACGAGCAAGGGGCACGAGAUCCUGAGCCAGGUGUACCAGCAGAGCGCCAUGCCUCUCAAGCUGGUGCCUGUCAAGCCUCGCAAGUAUCCGAAUCGGCCCAGCAAGACGCCUGUGCACGAAAGGCCGUAUGCUUGUCCGGUGGAGAACUGUGAUAGGCGGUUUUCCAGGUCUGAUGAGCUGACGAGGCACAUCAGGAUACACACGGGGCAGAAGCCCUUCCAGUGCAGGAUCUGCAUGAGGAGUUUCUCGAGGUCGGAUCAUCUGACGACGCAUAUUCGGACGCAUACUGGGGAGAAGCCGUUUUCCUGUGACAUCUGCGGGAGGAAGUUCGCUAGGAGUGAUGAGAAGAAGAGGCAUGCGAAGGUGCACCUCAAGCAGCGCAUGAAGAAAGACAGCAAACUCGCCACCUCCAACAACAACACCUCCUCCUCCUCCCAAUCCUCCUCCCCCUCGGUCCAACCCCCUCCCCAAUCCCACCACCACCACCUGCAUCCCCACCAGUCCCACCAGUCCCACCAGUCCCACCACAUGCACCAGCAGCCCCAGACCGGCGAGGAGGUCCUGGGCCUGCCCUCGGCGAACACCCUGUGA